Entamoeba invadens IP1 is the source of this 5034-nucleotide messenger RNA. Its product is annotated as protein serine/threonine kinase, putative. Bases 1 to 5034 code for a protein of 1677 amino acids. Gene Ontology annotation, biological process: protein phosphorylation. Lineage: Eukaryota; Evosea; Mastigamoebida; Endamoebidae. The transcript has a single exon. Gene Ontology annotation, molecular function: ATP binding; protein kinase activity. The record is from RefSeq and is a predicted model, not a curated record.
AUGUUGUUUAUUGUCCUUUUAUUUAUACAAUCGUUGGGUUUUGUGAUUGGUCCAACGCCGAAUGACCUAACACAUGAAGAAGCCAUAAUGAAUAAAGUCUCUUCAAUUAAAACAAUUAGUAGAAUACACCAAAAAAUUAAUGUAACCAAGUUUUGUUGCUCUGACAAAACUUACACAUACAAAUCAUCAACACCAACACCCAUAUCAUCAGACUUUUAUUUUGAAAAAGGAGUCGUUCUAGAAAAAUUGUUUCUACAAACAUCGAAUGAACAAGAGAGAUUUUACAUCGAUGAUACAAACAUGCCAAACGGACUUUCUGUCAUUUUGGGGUGUACUUCCGGUUGUCGAUCAUUUACUAAUGGCAGUUAUCGUCCAACUUUGGAACCAAUUAACCAAGGAAUUGCCCUCUAUUCUUAUGGAAAUGGGAAAUGGUGGGUUAUAAAACACCUUUACGAACUCUUUUUGUUUGUCAAAGGCACAGAAGCUUCUGACAUCACAUUUGAUUUUAGCAAAACCACUUCACAAAUGCAGUACUAUGUUGAUUCUAUAAGAUAUGCUGCUACUGGAUAUUUUAAUAAGAUUGAAAUGUACAAAAUAGACUCACUUCCCAAUUUGAAUAUAUUACCAGUUUGUAGAGUCAGUGCCACAAUGGCAAGAUACGUUUUGACAACACAGUCUAUUAUAAAACAAGAUUGUACUUGUAAUUCUAUAGACAAUAGUGUCAACAUCAAUUUCCAAACAAAAUUCAAUUAUCCAGAUUGUAACUACAACAGCUCUCUUUUUGAUCUCAAUUUAAAUACGACCAAUAGUGUUAUUAAACAUGAAAAAAGUUACGAUUUUGGACUUUCAAUGUGGAAUUCGUUGAUUCUAUCAGAAAAUGUUUUUUACACUUUUAACUCGACAAAUAAUCAAAUAUUAACAUUUAACGAAUUUAAUAUGUCGAGUGGAUUUUCAGUCUAUUUUGACGUUGAAACUGUCAUCAAGAAAUUAACGAUAACUUCAAAGGGAAAUUACACAUUUAACAAACCAGUCACAAUCGUGACUUUCACUCUCAGUGAUAUUGUAAAAAAUCAAAUUCUCUUCUACAUCAAUUCAAAUAAUAAUGAUAUUCAAACACUUACAGUAUGUGGGAAUCGAGUAAUUCACAUGGAUUAUAUUAACAUUCUUUGUGACUGUGAAUACAACGAAAACAAAACUUUUACUUUUCGAGGUGAAAUUAUGACCGACUGCACAAUAAACCCACGCACUAACUUGAAAUUGAUUGUUGGGCAUAACAAUUAUAUAAUACAAAACAACGAAAACUGGGGAGUUAUUAAUUGUUCUAAUAAAGCGAUGAUAUUAACUACAGGCAACAAUGUACAUCUUAUUUCCAAUUAUUGCUCUUUCACUGAAACUGUCUAUUUGGAAGCAAAUGUUAAUUGUAAAACUUUAUAUGUUUACAAUAAGACCAGAAUUAUAGUUGACAACUUCACUUCAAAUAAUUAUUAUUUGUCAAUUACAACUGUUAAAAUUAUAGAUGAGAUUUCUAAAAUAAAUCAAAAUGGAAUUAUACAAAUAAGAGGCGGCAAACUAUCAUCAUAUUAUUCAAAUCAAAACAUUUCAUUGAUUUUUCCUGUAAGUGGAAGUACAACAAAAUGCGUUGACUUUAUCUCGUCUUCCACACCACUGAAUGAUUUUCCAUUUGAAGUUACUUCAACAAAGAUAUUGUUAGGGAAUAAACUGUAUCGUGUUUGUUAUGGAGGGGACAACAAUUUUGAUUACACAAUUCGAUGCAAUUUAACAGGAAGUGUUUUUUCAAAAUUUCAAAGUUAUCAAGAUGAGGUGUUGCAUUGUCCCGUUAAUAAUAUCAAUACAACCGUCAUAGUGUCAACCAAUGAAGUUGAUUUGAAUGAAUCGUUUUCUGGUACUUUUGAUCAACAAGAAACAGUGACAAAGUUCAAUUUUGAAAUUACAUCAAAUUAUAACUUCAAAGACUCGACAAAAACCGUUUUAUUUGUUCAAGACGAAUCUGUUGAAGGAAACAUUCUUAACAUCCAAACGAAUUUUGAAAAGCUGUUGCUUGGAAAUAAAUACAAGUUUUCAAAUACAAUAAAUUCAAAUAACUUAAAAAAUGGCAAUGAAUACGUUUCAAUAGAGUACAACUCGUCUAAUAAGUGCAAUUCGUUAUUAAUAACUAAUUUGAAUUCAAAGUGCUUGCAUUGUGAUCAGUCAACUGUUUUAGCCAAUGGAAAAUGUCUUGAUUUCAGUGAAAAAUGCGUUUCUCGACAACGGAAUGGAACAACCACAUAUUGUGAAGAGUGUGAAAAUGGGUUUGAACCUUACAAAGAAAAAUGUAAUAAAUGUCCUAAUCACUGUCUCCGAUGUUUCAAGUCGAAUUGUUUGCUUUGCAAAGUAAAUUAUCAAAUCAACUCGUCGUUUGGAUGCUCAGAAGUCGAAAAUAAAGAUACCACAAUAUUGUUCUAUAAUAUAUCACGUGUUUACAAAUGUAAAGAAGGGUAUUAUAAUACAAACAGUGAUUGUACAAGUGUGCUCACAAAAUGUGUAUUUUACGCAGAAGAAACCAAAUGCAAAAUUUGCAAAUCAAAUGAAAUUUUGAAUGCAGAAGAAACUUGUAUGACUUUGAAUGGGGUUAUAACAACAAACAACAAAGUUCCUCUGGUUUGUGAGCAAUCUUAUUAUUUAUUUAACAACACGUGUAAACUGUGUAAUGAGACGUUUGGUAAUUUGUGUCAAAAAUGCACAAUAAACAGUUGUGUAUCUUGUGGAUUAACAGGAGUAGUUAAUACCGAUGGAUUGUGUGAAUCAUUUGGUUCAAGUGAGUGUAUAGAAAGUUAUAACACACAUUGUCGUGGCUGUUCAGACAAAUCCGAUUUUAUCAAAAAUGAUGUUUGCAUUGAAAAUAUCAACAAUUGUGAUGUUACAAAUCUGAAUGGCAAAUGUGUGAAUUGUGUAAAUAGGUUUUAUCUUGACUAUAAUACACAGAUGUGUGUCUCAACACCACAAACAGUGAACGAUUGUGAGACUUUGUAUUUCAAAGGCGAUCGUUGUGUUCGGUGCAAAUCGACGUUUUAUCUCACUGAGAACCACACAUGUUUAAAAUGUUCUGACAAUUGUUUAAGGUGCACUUCCAGUUCAAAUUGCAUAUUAUGCGACAACAAUUUGAUAGUCAAGAAUGGGUUCUGUGUUUCAGGAUCUGAUGUGUCAGACAAUUGCAGCAAAGUGGUGACAGGCACUUCGAUAUGUGCUCUCUGUGUUUCAAAGACGUUUAGAAACGAAGCUGGAAAGUGUGAAAAUUGCUUGGAGAAUUGUUUAGAAUGUCACAGUAUCAAAACGUGUACAUUCUGUGAGUCGAACCACUUUUUACUCACAAAUUCAAGUGCUUGUAUUUCGUACGACAAUUUGACUAAUUGUGAAGAUAAAAGUGUCCGUGGGUGUUUAAAGUGUUCCUCUGGCUAUUUCGUUGAAAAUCAAUUUUGUUCUUCUUGUGACUCCAAAACGACAAAUUGUGAAAAUUGCAAUUCUGUUGGGAAGUGCACGUCGUGUAAAAACGACUUUAUACUUAAUGAAUCAUCUGAAUGUGUAUCAAAGAGUCAAGUGGAUAAAUGCGUUGAAGUCUCGGAUUCAAAAUGCUCAAAAUGUACUUUUUGGCAUGUUCCAGACAACACAAAGACGAAAUGUAUUGCACAAGCCGUAUGGUGGGUCAUUCUUUUAUGUGUUUUGUUUGUUAUGGUCAUCUUUAUUAUUUUCAUUGCAUUGUCCAUCUUCGUUUUCAUUGUAAUUUUGAACCACCGCAAGACAGAAAAGUUACAAGAGAAGUAUUGUUUAUUUGAUAUGAAGAAGACAAACAUCGAAUUUGUCAAAACUGAUAUAGUUGAUAUUGUUGUCAACAAGACGUGUAUCGAGUUUUGUGGAGCGACAGAAGAAACAACUAAAAUACCAGUUGCCACUGAAAGCCGCGAGUUGAUUUGUGUUGGAAAUGUCGGCAAAAAUGUCAUUAAAGUGCAAUUCAGUCUGAAAGAUAAUUGCACAAAAUACUCAAUCCGAACUGAACCCAAAAUCAUGACAAUUCCAAAAGGAAAAGCAAUCGAAUUUGAAGUUUUAUUAACACCGAAUUACUCGUGUAUAAUAGAAGACAAAAUCGUAUUGGUCUCUGCUAAUUUAAAGAAGGGAGAAACUUCCCAACUUUACAUAGAAACAAAGGCGGAGACAGAGAUGUCGACUCGAUUGGACCCAGACGAGUUGAUUGAAGAGAAAAAGUUGGGGGAAGGCUCUUUUGGUGUUAUUUUUAAAGGAGAUUUUAGAGGUAAUGUAGUGGCAAUUAAAAAGAUGAAACAAUUAAAUAACACUAACAACGCACUUACAGAAUUUGAGAAGGAAGUUUCGAUGUUGGACAAGUUCCGAUGUGAUUAUAUAGUCCACUUCUAUGGCGCCGUAUUUGUACCCAACAAGAUCUGUAUGGUCACUGAAUUUGCACAAUUUGGAAGUUUAAAUGACUUGAUAAAACACAAAAAGGCUGAAGAAGUCGAAAAUAAGUUGCGUAUCAAGUUCAUGUAUGACGCAGCAAAAGGGAUAUUGUAUUUACACAACAAUGGAAUAAUGCACAGAGAUAUCAAACCAGACAACAUUCUUGUCUUUUCACUUGAUUUGAACGUAAAAGUAAAUGCCAAAUUGACUGAUUUUGGAAGUAGUAGAAACGUUAAUAUGUUAAUGACUAACAUGACAUUCACUAAAGGCGUUGGUACACCAACUUAUAUGGCACCUGAAAUUUUGAACAAAGAAAAGUAUAAAAAGAGUGCUGACAUUUAUUCAUUUGGAGUAACGUUUUAUGAAACAUUAAAGUGGGGAGAAGCGUAUGACAAAGAGGAAUUCAAAUUUCCCUGGAAAAUAGCCGAGUUUGUGAUUUCGGGAAAAAGACUUGAUAAAGAGGAAAAUAUGAAUGAAAAACAUUUCAAAUUGAUACAAAAUUGUUGGAACCAAAGACCAGAAGAUAGACCACAUAUUGAUGAAGUAAUAAAAAGUGUGGAAACUAUUUAA